AUGCAGGCCCGUUUCAUUUUCACUGUCCAUUCAGCUGUUGAGUCAUUCCUCCGCAUCCGAGUUAUUCCCCGCCAGCCCCGCCUACAACUUCGAUAUUCCACCAACCGACCAAGUAAUCGCGAACCAACAAUGGGCGAACGAGAACCCCAGACAGACGCCUACCGGCGCCCGAAGAAGCUCAUCUUCGCACCUGGCGAUAUUGCACCAACCUCCGAGCCCAUCCCAGAACCUCAAACUAAGUUUACACCUGCACCAACCACCCAAACUGCAGCCGAAGCCCUGCGCACUGCAACCUCGACCCCGACCUCAGCGACUGAAACCGAAGUUCUCUCCAACGCAGCCCGCGCCCACCAAUUCGGCACCAACCCACCCUUGACCAUCUCCCAAAUCCACGGCACAAGCCCCCUCCACCAGUUCAACACCUGGUUCCACGACCCCCGUCUCCCGGCCUCCUCCGCACCAGAAACAUGCACCCUAGCAACAGCAUCGAUGCCCUCCGGCCGCGUCAGCGCACGCGUAGUCUACCUUAAGGAACUCGACGAGCGCGGAUGGGUCGUAUACAGCAACUGGGGCAGCCGGGAAGGCAAAGGCGCACAAGUUUUCGGACUCGGCGAUGGAAGCGAUGAACUCGGCCCCAUGCCAGAACCCGGCGAAGCAACCAUCACCGCCGAGGUCGGCACGGGCAACAAAUGGGGCGCACUGACAUUCAGCUGGGCCGCCGUCGAGCGCCAGGUUCGUAUUGAGGGCUUGCUCGAGCCGCUCAGCCGCGAGGAGAGCGAGCUAUACUGGCGCACGCGUGAGCGCGGCAGUCGUAUUGGGGGCUGGGCGAGCUGGCAGAGUAAGGUUCUGUGGUCCGCGGAGCCGGAUCAACUGGCAGAAAACCAGCGCAAGAAGAGUGUGGAGCAGUUGCAGACCGUGGAAGGGAUGCAGCAGGUUCCGGCUGAUAUUGAUCAGACGGAUGAUGAGGAUGGGCGUGCACUGCUUGAGUUGAGGGUUAAGGAGAUGGAGGAGAGGUUUGCGGGCGUUGAAGACAUCCCGCUGCCGCCUUUCUGGGGUGGUGUGAGACUUGUCCCAGAGUCUGUGGAAUUCUGGCAGGGACGACGCAGUCGUUUGCAUGAUCGAUUCCGGUAUGUGCGCGUCGAGGGCGAGCCGGAGGAUGCUAAGUGGCGGCUGCAGAGGCUGUCGCCCCCGGACCACCACAGCGCAUCCAAUCCCAAUUCAGCUGCAGCCAUGUCCACCUCAACGCCCCAACCAAAGCCCCAAUCCUCUACAUCCCCCUGGAUCAUCCUCGCAAUCACGAGUGGCACCUUCGCAGCAUUGAACGGCGUGUUCGCAAAAUUAACCACGGACAACCACACAACGGCCUUCGCCCAAUCCCUCGCCCACCUCUUUGGCCUGGACUCAUCGCCCAUAAUCGAGAUGCUCACUCGCGGUGCUUGUCUCGGUCUAAACGUCGUCUGCAACAUCAUAAUGUGGGCUUUGUUUACACGCGCGCUAACAGCCGGCCCGUCGACGACGAAAGUCUCGAUCACCAAUACGGCGUCGAAUUUCUUGGCUACCGCGCUGUUGGGUAUGAUUGUUUUCCAGGAGGCUGUUGGGGGGCUUUGGUGGCUUGGGGCUGGGAUGAUGGGGGCGGGUUGUAUUUUGGUGGGUAUGCGGGAGGGAGCUUGA
This is a messenger RNA of Penicillium paradoxum, 1671 nucleotides long. RefSeq names its product pyridoxamine-phosphate oxidase PDX3. The record is from RefSeq and is a predicted model, not a curated record. The transcript has 5 exons. Gene Ontology annotation, molecular function: FMN binding; pyridoxamine phosphate oxidase activity. Gene Ontology annotation, biological process: pyridoxine biosynthetic process. Bases 1 to 1671 code for a protein of 556 amino acids. NCBI's taxonomy places the organism in Eukaryota, Fungi, Ascomycota, Eurotiomycetes, Eurotiales, Aspergillaceae.